This is a messenger RNA of Oncorhynchus keta (chum salmon), 2163 nucleotides long. It is a transcript of the gene rnf168, whose product is annotated as ring finger protein 168. NCBI's taxonomy places the organism in Eukaryota, Metazoa, Chordata, Actinopteri, Salmoniformes, Salmonidae. Gene Ontology annotation, biological process: protein ubiquitination; double-strand break repair. Gene Ontology annotation, cellular component: site of double-strand break; nucleus. Gene Ontology annotation, molecular function: ubiquitin-protein transferase activity; metal ion binding; nucleosome binding. The record is from RefSeq and is a predicted model, not a curated record.
GGUUAUUAACACUUUUCUACUAUUACGUGGGGGACUUUUAUUAUUUAUUUUUUUGAAAAUCCUAGACACGGAAGCACUUUUUUUAGCGUUGCUGACGACAUGCGUAUGAUUUUCCCGGUAUUUCAAGUGCUACACUUAUGAUUUUCUGGAGCGGCAAACACGACUCUUAAUUAGCCACUGAAACAACACAGGGACAACAUUAGCACUGGUGUGCAUUUGGACUUGGUACAACGACAGAAGGAGGCAUCCACAGAAAUAUAUGCGGAGGGAUGCCGCCAGUGUUUGAAAUGGAGAUGGCCGCGCCAGAGGGGGGAAGCACGGAGGGGUUGACCCGAGCGGACUGCCUCUGCCCUGUGUGUCUGGAGAUCUUCCUGGAGCCGGUGACGUUGCCGUGCAGCCACACCUUCUGCAAGCCUUGCUUCUUGGAGACUGUGGACAAGGCCAAUCUGUGCUGCCCGCUGUGUCGCAAGCGGGUGUCCACAUGGGCACGAAUCAAUUGCAGGAACAAGACGCUGGUCAAUGAUGAGCUGUGGCAGCGGGUGCAGGCUGAGUUCCCCAUGCAGUGCCAACGCAGGCUCAGUGGACAGGAGGAGGAGGAGGAUGGAAACAUAUUGGUCCCCGGACCCAAAGUCAGUCUGCCUGGAGAAGUACGGAAAGAGUAUGAGGAUCAAAUCAGCAAGAUAUUAGAGGAGAAGCGUGCCCUGGAGGAGGCAGAGAGGAAAGCAAGUGAGGAGUACAUCCAGUGCCUCCUCGCAGACGAGAAGGAGCGCCUGGAGGAGGAGAGGAGGCGGGACGAGGAGACUCAGCUGGAGAAUGACAACAAGCUGGCCAGACUGCUCAGCCAGGAGCUGAAUCCAAGACCUGAGUCACAGAACAUCACGUGGACUAACGACAUCACCCCAGCAAAGAAGAAGCGGAACACCCGCAACGCUGGAGAUAUAGAGAAGUUCUUGUCCCCAAUUCCACAAAGAUACAACAGCAACUCAGAGACUAGACCCACCUCCAGCUUCAUGGCUAACAAGGAGAACAUCUUGCACUCAGAGAGUAAGCCUUGGUCUUCCAAAGAGCCAGCAGAGCAAACAAUGCCCUUGCUAGAAUUCUACCCGGAGAGCUACCGCAAGCCGUGUGAGGCCUCAACGUCAUCAGAGCGCAUGGUGUACCAUCUGACCGUCCCCUCAGGAAAUUCACUGGCAUGCACACCCCUCCACGGCACCCCGAAGAGAGGCGUGACCUCGGCAAAGAGGAAGAGCUGUGACAUUGAGGGGCCAAUCGAAGGGAAAGCAGACGUGGUCAGUAAGCUGCUCUGUCCUUCAUCUUCGUCAUCUCGCCGUGCUGCAGAUAGAGGAGAGGUUGACCAAGGGGAGAAGGCCCUGCUGCUCCAGGAGCUGGCCCAGAGAGAGAAGGUGCUCUUCAGCCGCAUGCAACAGGAGCAGGAGGACUGGCAGCUGGCUUUCCAGCUGCAGAGGCAGCUGGACCACGAGGAGGCCAUCCACGUAGUAGACCGCCGCAAGGGCUCCAGCGACCAGUACCAGCUCCGCCAGAAACCUGACUCCAGCUCCAGGCCUGAGGGUAGUGGUUCGAAGCAGGGCAGCAGGGGGCGCUCACGCACCUCCACUGAGAGCAGGAACACAGUGGAGAGGAGGCAGCUGUCUGGGCCCUCAUCUACCACCAAUAAGGGGGAAAGGAGCUCCACCAUCUCCAGCGCUGCUGCCUCAACCUCCAAGCCACUGAAGAGGAGCAGUAAGCAGGCCACCCUUACAGAGAUGUUAACUGGUCUCGCCGUAUCUCCUAGAGGGCUCAGAUGGUCAGGAUUUUAAAAAGUUUUGUCUGAGCCUUUAUGAGCUUAUACCUUGGGGAGAAGAGGGUAGAUAUUGCUUGGACAUUGACCGUCUGGGAUUUCACUCUAGUGUUUAAAUGCAUUUCAAGGUCUUUGACAGCUUAGGGGCUCACUGGAAAUGGCAGACUGGCUCGAUCGACAUUGUUUUGAUAGUAGGUUAAUUUUACUCAUUGUUUUCUCUAGAGAUUCAUAUAAGUGAUUACUUAGGAACAAAAUAAAACAUUUUUGAAAGGUAUGUCUUGUCCUGUGGCAUGCAUUCAUCGAUACCAAGGGAAGCCAGGCUUCCCUAAAUAUUUGACCAAUAAAAUAAAUGUGUAUAAAUAAAA